Homarus americanus (American lobster) is the source of this 4390-nucleotide messenger RNA. RefSeq lists its product as uncharacterized. The transcript has 10 exons. NCBI's taxonomy places the organism in Eukaryota, Metazoa, Arthropoda, Malacostraca, Decapoda, Nephropidae. Bases 89 to 1612 code for a protein of 507 amino acids. The record is from RefSeq and is a predicted model, not a curated record.
GUUAGUUAUCAUAUGACGAGGGAGCAAGAGUGACGAUUAACGACCAUUGUCAACUAAACAAGGCAAUUAUUACCAUGCUGGAGUCAUUAUGAUACUACAAGAGUGGUACUGUUUGGCAUAUAUUGGCCUAGUAGUUGGAGGUGGACAUGUGCUGGCAUAUAAUGAUAACCCAUUGAUAAUAAAAAACACAGGCCCGGUGGUCCUUGACAUGCCAAUAUGGUUUUCUGCUGUCCUUACUGAUUAUGAAGAUGGAGAACAACUGUCAUGGUAUUGGUCAGAUAAUCUCUUUCAUGAAGAGUAUCUGAACAUCAAUACAAAGGAAUGCUUCUGGAAUGCCACUUAUGAUUAUGACACAUAUGCUUGGUAUACUGGAAAUAUCACUGUUCAUCUCUCUGUCAGCAAAUACUUUGGUGUGAUUUGGGUCCCAAGAGCAGAAGCAUUUACAACUUUUGAACUCACAGCAUUCUUGAAUGGAAGGCUGACUGUAUUUCAACCAGAUGUCAUUCUGCCAACGCCAGGCCUAAUCUCAACUACCAAUGAAACCAACAUCACAGCACUCGUGUAUGAUCCACAUGACUGGCUCAAACAGCGUACUGAAGUGGCCACAUUCUAUUGGGUCAUUAAUGAUAAUGUACGUGCUUCUUGCUCGACACCAUCUUUAAUUAUCAACAUAACUAAGGCUGAUGACUAUACCAUCCAAGCCAAUAUUAUUAUGGACAUCUCUGAUGAAAUUAUCACCACCACUACUACAACGACAACAACAACCACCACCACCACAACAACCACUACACCUAAGCCAGAUAAUAAAACUACCACAAAACCUCCAGCAACCACAACACCGCCCCCAACAACUACUACACCUAGUAAUACCACAACAAUACCAACACCCCCACCACCUAAUCCUAGACAUUGGAGAUGUGAUGGAUACUGGCCACAGGCAGGACAUGGCAGUGGUUCACCAGAGUCCAGAAAUCUGAAGUUGGGUCACUUUCAUGUGAAGGUCUCUGCUAAAGCACCGAUUGGGCAACUGAAUACAACUGGAAAAACUUGGCUGAAACAUGGAGAACUGUUCAAUGUGACUAUCCAGUGUUCUGGUACUGGUCCCUGGGGUUAUUGUCAUAAAGUUUACAGUGGAGUUUACAAUAUCACUGGUAAUGAGACAUGUGAUUUUGCUGACAAGAUCAUGACUAAUGACUGUAACUUCUUGGCCAUCCAUUAUUUCCGGGAAACUGGAACCCACACCUAUCUGCUCAUCAUCAGCAAUGACAUAUCAACCGUUAUACGACCCAUACCUGUUAUCAUUUACAAUGUGGACCGUAAGCCUCAGCUGUCAUACAUCAUCAUUCCAGUGUCUUGCAGCUUGGUAGUCAUCAUCAUUAUAGUAUUUGGCAUUGCCUACUUCAUUCAAAGCAGACAAAGGUAUUCAGUCGAGGUGGCGGACUUUGACUUUGUAGCGAGUGAAGAGCCAAAUUACAAAACAUUAUAUGAGCAGCUGAAGGAAUCAAUCUCUCAAGCCAUCUCUGGACAGGAUUGGGAAGGAGAUGAAGACAAUAAGUGGCGGGGCAGAGCACAUGUUGUGGAGAGACCCUUGAUCCUUGAGGAAGAAGACUAAUCUAUUGUAAGAUCUGAGUGCCUUGUUUUUGUUUUAGAUGUUUACAUACAAACAGUAUUAACUGUAGGUACUGUAGUCAGUAUCACCUGCUCUUCCUUUCCCCCAAGCCUCUUCCUAGAAAAAGCGGCAUAACAUCUUUGCCGGCCUUUUGUCUUAUGCUGACUUGGUUUUUAUGAUAAUGCAUUAGUUGUUUAAUGUCAAAGAAGUUUUAGUCAGGCCAGUCACUACAGUUUGUAUUUACAUCAAUAAAUUACUUGGGAAUAUCCUUUUUGCUCUUAUUUAAUAUUGUUUAACUAAAGGCAGUGCUCAAAAGUUUUUUGUUAUUGUCAAUUAAAAGUCAAGUCAUCAACGUCAACAACUAAUGACUUGUCUUGUAAAUAUGUUUCUUGAUUAACUAUUUCAACUUUAAUGUAUUAAUUUGAUUUCUCUGGUGUAUUUUACUUGUGAUAAAUAUAUGUACAGUACUGUAUUUCAAGCCAGACAAUUCUCUAUGUAUUUGCAGAUUUUCAAGUUUGUCAUGUUGUUCUUGACCAGAUAUGACUUAUACAGUAUACUCUCGAUUUAACAGAAUCCGAUAUAACAAAUUCUCGAUUUAGCGGAAGGUUUUAUUUUUUUAUUUUCUCUCGAUUUUGGAACUAGUUCACUCAAUGGAGAUUAAUUCCGUUAAUACACUCACACCUAUGGAGACACCUCAGAUAGAUGAUACAGUAAAUGCACAUGGUUGGUGUGUGGGUGGUAAGAGUGAGGUGAUAUGCCAAGACACUUACACAGCACACACAUUAACAGCACUACUAAACUAUUGUCUUAUAACAUUUGACUUUAUAAUUUUUAUUUUAGAAUUAAUUGAUACAUGAUGGCUCGAUCUGGAUAUUUUUGCACUUAGACAACUGAUCAGUAAAUAAACCAGGGCAUAUGGAGACACAUUGUACACUAGUGGUGCCACAAAGCUUGCAACUGCAGCCACAACGCAUAAAUUAUCAAAACCUGUACUCAAAUGUAUGAGGUUAAUUACUAAAAAUUUUAUGUCUAGUGCAAAGUAUGGGAAAUGUAUACUCAAAUUAAUCACAAUCUUACAAGAAUUCCAACAAAGCAAAUUAUGUUCUGCUAACACAAGCCGAUGACAUUUAUCAACUGAUAAUUACACACCCGUCCUGGCUGUCAACACCCCCCCCCCCUUCCACCUCCUCCCAGCCAGCAGGGAAGGCAGAUAGCACUGGGUGAUAACAAUUAAUGGAAUGAAGCUGAUUUUGGGCUUAAAGUUUUUCUCUUGUAAAAUGUCUCAGAUUUAACUUAGCAGAAUAUAACUUGCAUUACUGGAAUCCUUGCAAGAUAGCAAUUAAUUUCAGUGUAAACAUCUCAUAGUUUGCAAAUGAAAUAACUUUUUAGUUCUUUAGCUUGGUACUUUUGAGUACAAAAUGGUUACAGUAAUAUGUUGCUCAAAAUUAUGGCUUUUUCACAGGGAAAAGUCUAUAUAACUAGCCCCAGUGGUCAGGAUAUUAUGGUAUUAAAUGAUACAGAUUAUUUCAGAUAAAUUCUUUUAGUUCUGUACAGAGACUAGUAGAAACUGACUGCUCACCUCUAAAGAGGUUGUUUGAGUCUGUCAUUCUUACUGGGCAAAAUAUUGUUUAUUUGUUAUUUAUUAAUUAGUAAAUAUAUGUUACUGUAAUAAUUUGAGCUAUUUAAUACCAGUACCCUUCAUAUACAGUAAAAUACUUAUUUUUACCGUAUUAUUCGGCUUGUCAUUUAAGGAUAUCAUAUUGGAAACAUCUUGUAGAGAAUUUAUUAAGGAUCAUUAUGGUAUGAAAUUCAUCUCCCUAUCACAAUAACCAUGGUUGAGUGAGGAAGGAGGGAAGAAAAGUGACCCCAUGACCCUCUCCCCUCCAAAAGGUUCGCCUCCCACCAUCUCCAGCCAUCCGUGUGACUGCUUUCUCGCUCCUUAUUGUAAAAUUUUAUGUAACGUAAUAUUGAAGGGAUACAACUUUGUUCAUUUAUACUUAUUACAAACUCCCCCAAAAUACUUAAGCUUUGUAUUUAUUCAAGACAUCUUCAGGUCAUGAGAACCACUAAUCCCCCACCCAAGAAAGAGUGACCUGACAUUCCAUCCCUGUAAAUUCAGUUGCCUCUGAAGAUGUCUUGAAUAAAAGAUGAAAGCUAAGGUGCUCCAGUGUAUACUUAGUUGACCAAGAAGUAGCAGUGAACAACACACACAGUGGCGGCAGGACUCAGACUGAGCGGCGGAAAGCUCGUUUUAGCGGAAAUUUUGAUUUAACGAACAUGGGUGGCUUGAAUUAGUUCGUUAAAUUGAGAAAAUACUGUAUAAAUUUAGGGAGAAAUUUAUGGAGCCAAAGAGCAUAGAUUGGGUUAGGUGACAAAAAUGAGAGUUAUUUAUGAGGUCAGAGUGUUUCUCUCUUUCACAGAAAGAACAAACAUGUUUUAUUUUAUUGUAUAAAGUUGAUAAUAAUAAUAGCUUUUCUAGUGGUCUUUCAAUGAAAUAUAUUUUUAUUUAGAGAAUUAUAAUAUAUUUUGGUUUUAUUCAUAAAUGACCAUAUAGUAAACCCCUGAUAUAACAUACUAAUUGAGAGGAAGGCCAGUCUGUUGAAGCCGUAAGUCCGUUAUAUUCGGAUCUGGAAUUUAAUAACCAACUUGGUCCAUUAUAUACAGUCAGUUCUGCUAUAACGCGAUAGUUGUGUUCUUGUAAAACAUCGUGUUAUAGAAAUUCGCGUAAUAGAAAUAACAGGGCUAAUGGAGAAAAUAGGGUUAGGUGCAGAUUACUUCUCG